GUACAUGAAGGCAGCACACACUAACCCGUGGUCCUCAUUCAUCAUGAGCUGUUUGCUUUUCAAGCUAGCCUUUAGCUUCACGCGUUAACCAGUUAUAUGUGUAAUUAAUUGGUCUUAACGUUACCCGCUCAUUUAUUUAGCCGUUCAUUUAUCUGAUGAUUAGUUUGAACUUGAACGACACUUUCCUGCUUGGAGUACUGGGGACUAACGUAACGUCUCGUGUUAUGGAAGAUACACGGAGGUCAGAUGAGCGGUGGGCUGUCAACAGUAAUGUCAACAAUAACGUCCACUUUGACAGCUGUUUGUUGAUAUUUCAGCACUGAUCAAUUUAAAAGUGAACCAUGCCUGGGAAACUGAAGGCCAAAAUUGUGGCAGGGCGCCACUUGCCUGUGAUGGACAGAGCCAGUGACCUUACUGAUGCUUUUGUAGAGGUUAAGUUUGGAAACACAACUUUCAAAACCGAUGUCUUUCCCAAAUCCCUCAAUCCACAGUGGAACUCAGAAUGGUUCAAAUUCGAGGUUGAUGAUGAGGAUUUGCAGGAUGAGCCAUUGCAGGUCACAGUGUUGGACCACGACACUUACAGUGCUAACGAUGCCAUAGGGAAAGUUUACAUUGACAUUGACCCGCUGCUGUGCAGUGAGGCUGCCUCUGUCAUCUCUGGCUGGUUCCCCAUCUAUGAUACUAUCCAUGGUAUCCGAGGGGAGAUAAAUGUCCUCGUCAAAGUGGAGCUUUUCAAUGAUUUGAACCGCUUCAGACAGUCCUCCUGCGGGGUCAAGUUCUUCUGCACCACAUCCAUUCCACGGUGCUACAAGGCAGCCAUGGUUCACGGCUUUGUGGAGGAACUUGUAGUGAAUGAAGAUCCAGAGUAUCAGUGGAUCGACCGUAUAAGAACUCCACGGGCCUCCAAUGAGGCCCGUCAGAGGCUCAUCUCUCUUAUGUCUGGAGAAUUGCAGAGGAAAAUAGGGCUUAAGGUACUGGAGAUGGGCGGGAAUGCAGUGGUGGGCUAUCUACAGUGUUUUGACCUGGAGGGAGAGUCGGGCCUGGUGGUCCGGGCCAUAGGUACUGCCUGCACACUGGACAAACUCAGCUCUGGAAGCGCCCCCAACUCCAACACACAUAUGCACCCUAACACAGCCCCACCUUCCAAUGCCUGCAAUUCCCCUUCUAAGGAUGGAAAGGACCCGGUAUUUGGUGAGGACCUGACCUCGUCUUCCGGCCCGCCAACCCCUUUCAGAGCCCUCCCCACCACCUCCUCCUCUCCUCCCCCUUUCUCUCCCUCCAAGCCAUGCAGCCGCCAGUCCUCAUCAUCAGACACUGACCUCAGUUUGACUCCCAAGACGGAGGAGCCAGUGAGACGCAGGCCUGGGAUCUUCCUCUGCCCCAGCUCCCCCACCCUCGACACAGACAUUCUGUCCCUUCCUGGUUCUGGCUCAGUGGGCUGUGGUUACAGCUCUGCCCCCAGAGCCACCACCCCGCCCCCUCCCUCCACCAUCCACUCAGACACUGUCUUGCUGAGAAAGAGCGUGUCCUUCACCGAGGACCUGCUGCUGGCAGCCUCCGGAAUGGGCAGUGGGGGCAGCGCCGGGAAGGAGGCAGGGCCCUUGAAGACUCUGCUCAGACAGCAGACGCAGACGGCUCUCGAGCAGAGGGAGUUCCCCUUCUUCACCUUGACGUCUUUCCCACCUGGUUUUCUGGUUCAUGUCGGUGGAGUGGUCAGCGCUCGCUCUGUCAAACUACUGGACCGUAUACACAACCCUGAUGAGCCAGAGACUCGCGACGCCUGGUGGGAGGAGAUUCGCCAGGAGAUCAAAUCUCAUGCCAAAGCCCUUGGUUGCCAUGCUGUGGUGGGGUACAGCGAGAGCACUAGCAUCUGUGAGGAGGUGUGUAUCCUGUCAGCAUCAGGCACAGCAGCCAUUCUGAAUCCUCGGUUUAUGCGUGAAGGCUGCCUAGACAUCGUAAUCACCGACCACAGGUUUGAGGAGCCGUCUCCCCCGAGCUGCGGCUUCUGCCACAUCCCAUAUGAUGAGCUCAACAUGCCCUUUCCUGCCCAGCUCACCUACUGUUACCAAUGCAGACGACAAAAGGUUCCUGAUGUGCUGUUCACAACAAUCGACCUGCCAGCAGAAGCAGCUGUCACAGGGAAGGGCUGUCUUAUCCAGGCCAGACUGUGUCGUCUUAAAAAGAAGGCCCAGGGUGAAGUGAAUGCGACUGCCAUCUCCAACCUGCUGCCGUUCAUGGAGUACGAGCUGCACACUCAGCUGAUGAACAAGCUGAAGCUGCGGAGUAUGAACGCUCUGUUUGGCUUACACAUACAGAUCAGUGUCGGAGAGAACAUGCUUCUGGGUCUGGCCUCUGCUACAGGAGUGUACCUGACAGCCCUGCCGGCACCAGGGGCCAUCCAGAUUGCGGGGAAGACUCCUGGUGACCUGAGCAAUGAGCACCACAUCCUCACCAUCCAGAAAAGGAUUAAUGACACCAUUGCCAAGAACAAGGAGCUCUAUCAAAUAAACCCUCCGAAAUUAUUUGCCCUGGACCCUGAGGUGUUCUGCGGCAUAAACAUGGAGAUGACAGAGGAAGUGGUUGGUUCUCCGAUUCCUGAGCCGAGGCAACGAUCCAGACUUUUCCGCUCCCACUCGGAAAGCUCAGACGAACAGUCAGAACUGGACCUCUCCCACGGCAAGAAGGAUGCAUUUGUCCUGGAGAUUGAUGACACUGAUGCUGUGGAGGACAUCCACUCCCUCCUCACUGAUGCUCCUACCCCCACAGGUUUCUACAGCUGCAACACUGAGAUCAUGCCUGGGAUUUACAACUGGACUUCGGGAGUUCAGAUGUUUACAUCAGUGAGGGUCUUUAGGUUGAGUAAUGCCAAUCUUACUAACCAAGGCUUGAACAAGAUCUUCACUGACCUAUGUGAGAAUCUGCUAAAGAGUUUUUACUUCAAGUUGCGCUCUAUGAUCCCCUGCUGUCUGUGUAAGCUCAACUUCACUGUAGCAGUGCCAGAAGAAGAACUCAUACAGGUCGCAGUGACAGCCGUUGCCAUGACGUUUGACAAAGACCAGAAUCAGGAGAAGCCAGCAGAUAAGCCUGCUACCAAAGGAGGUGAGACUGAGGAGCAGCUGCAGUUUCCCAUGGAGUUAUGUGCUGAAUCGUCAUCCGCCAACGCUCAGCAGUCAUCCAAAAUCUCAGGUGUCCCAGAGAGCACCAAUGUCUCAUCCAGAGCUGCCUCCGUUGAUUACGGUUCCUUUGCAGACAGAUGCAGCACCUGGCUAGAGCUGCUUAGGCUGAAAGCUCACACCAUAAGACGAGGAUCAGUUAAGACAAGUAGGAGGACACAGUCUCUAGCACACUCCGUCUCAUCUUUGGAGCGCUGCAGUCCACUGCCUGAGGGACGCUCCCGCUCGCUGCGCUCCAACCGCUCGUUCGGGAGCAGUUCAGUCACCGUGGUGAAGAUGACGCCGCUCUCCUUCCUCCCUGGAACACGCAUCAUUAAAUACCUUGGGAUCAUCAACAUGUUUUUUAUAAGAGAGACAACAUCGUUACGGGAGGAAGGUGGAGUCAGUGGCUUCCUCCAUUCAUUCAUAGCAGAGGUGUUUGCGAUGGUUCGAGCCCAUGUAGCAGCCCUGGGUGGCAAUGCAGUGGUGUCCUACAGCAUGAAAGAGUGUAUGUUGAUGGAAAAUCCAAACAAGAACCAGGCUCAGUGCCUCAUUAAUGUGAGUGGUGAUGCCGUCAUCUGUGUCAGGGAAACGGACCAAGAGCCCACCUCCUCAACCACAAAUAUCGGACAGAUCUGCGCAAGUGGAACUGAUGGGGCCUACAUGACAGUGAAACACGGAGCCUCACUUUGUUUGCAGGACACACAAUCUGAGUGAAAACGCUCUCAGAGUCUAGCCGUCCAAAUAUGAAUCAUUUAUGUCUGCCUUAAAACUCUGUAAAAGAUCCAAAGGUUUGGACACAGGUAAUAAAGAACAAGUACCCACACACACUCAAAAACAUGCAGUGUGGAUUGAUAUGGGAGUGCAGAGUGUUUCUCUGUGUUUUUCUAUGUUGAGCAUGAGAGCAUUUGUGCAGGAGAUACUAGUGUAGCUCUUUGGGAAUUUAGUCAUCUGAUUGUUUCAAAGCAACAGCCAAAGGACCUCUCUGCAUCUAACUUUUGCCUGUUUAUUACUUCCGUCCAGCUACAGUAUGUUGGCCAUUCCUUUGUGCAUGGGCACAAGUGACGCGUUAGGCAGCUAUGACUAAUUUGUCCAUCCACAGCUCACAGGAAGAGUCAUUAAAUAGUCAUGCGAAAAGGGACACAGUUGUAUACUAUCAGAUCUGUUCAUUUCAGAGCAGACACAUAAUGACUGACAAACAAGGCAAGUAUUUAAACAAAGUUGGUGCUCUUCCUCAAAAUAGAAAAUGCUCACUGGAAUGGAAAUUUUGAAGAGAAAAACCUGGUGAUGCCAUUUUGCUAUAAUUAUCUACUCGUUCAUUGGUGUCCAGUUUUAAUGUCUAAAUUAGGUAUUUUGUAUUGAUUUUGUUGGUAGAUAAUCUUGCUCAUUUCUGUCACAGUAUUGCUCACAGGCAGUAUCCUACAGAUAAUCACAUUUCUUCAGAAAGUGUCAAAUAAUGAUGUCAUCUACAAUAAAAAAUAACAGGCCAAGUGUUAUGGCAAAUGCACGUAUUUUUGUAGGCCAAGAUUUUUCCUUUUAGAACAGCAGUUCCCGUGUAUUCCAGUGACCUAUUUUAUAAAUUAAAACUAUUAGAAUUUAUUUCUUCAUAUUGAAAUGGUCAAAUCAAAAGAGCAUAAUGCGUAUGUCUUUUAUUCACUUACAUCAGGAGUGAGAGGGCAAAUGGUUAUGGGAAUAAUGUCGCCCUUUGGGGUCUAGCAGCAGGGAUGGUUCAUAAAGUCUUUGAGAUUAUUUGUAAUGAAUGAAACCUUCAGCUGUGUGUCUGCAGCAACUCUUCCUUCACUUGCAGCUCUAGGAUCAGUUCCUCUUCUUGAUGCUUCUUGGUGUUCAUGUAAGAUUUCACAUACCUUUGUCAAGCUUCAUCGCUUUUGCUUUGGCACUCAUGUUCUGAAUAUAAUCCUGAUCUGUCCAUCUUCGACUUUUAUGUCCAAUGCUGAAAAAAAAGCAUCUUAUCUUGUAGGUGCCACCUGAAGAUAAACUGUAAAUGUUCUCUAAAAUCAGAUUUUAGUAUUUUUGUAACAUAAAUGUAUGAAAACCUACAACUCAUUUUACCUGUGCAAUGAAUUCCUGAUGUUUUGACUCAUUGUAUCAGAGAAUAAUGGUACUCUAAUCUGUUUAUGUUCAGCUUCAUAUAUCUGUGUCUAAAACUUGAAUGUACAUACUUAGAUGCUUUUGCCUUCUGACUAGCAGCAUGCAGGCCCACUUUUUAUUGCCAUUAAUCGGUAUGCUCACCUGGUAAGUCUUGCACAAUAAACUCAGUCAAACCAA
This is a messenger RNA of Cottoperca gobio, 5438 nucleotides long. It is a transcript of the gene c2cd5, whose product is annotated as C2 calcium dependent domain containing 5. Bases 342 to 3869 code for a protein of 1175 amino acids. Gene Ontology annotation, biological process: positive regulation of vesicle fusion; positive regulation of D-glucose transmembrane transport; positive regulation of protein targeting to membrane. NCBI's taxonomy places the organism in Eukaryota, Metazoa, Chordata, Actinopteri, Perciformes, Bovichtidae. The record is from RefSeq and is a predicted model, not a curated record. Gene Ontology annotation, cellular component: plasma membrane. The transcript is spliced from 30 exons. Gene Ontology annotation, molecular function: calcium-dependent phospholipid binding; calcium ion binding.